AGUCUAGCUGCAGACUCCUCCUCUGUCAACAACCACUACAACGCACGGCCAGUACCGCAUGUUCUUGAAACACAGAGCUGCUGGCGUGACCAAGCGCUGCGGGAACAGGCAGUGGUGGCUUGAUUGCUUGAUGACACAUAGCAAAAUGUGUAAGACGUUAGACCUUAUUAGCCGAAAAAAAUAUUGCCCCGCGUAACGAGUGCCUUAUGCGUUCGAGUGAUGGCGUGUAAGGGCUUGUAGACUACUAGUCGGUCAUGUUUAUCUGUGGGAAUUGUGGCGGCGCUGCUUGAGAUGAACUCCGAAUCCUUCCAGCAGUUGGCUGGCUUCUACCCGACGCAUCGAUGACUCAAGGCGGUAUAGCUCCAGAAGCAUGCGCCUCUGUUGGAUGUUUGUGCGCCUGCUACUACGGAGGCAAACACAUGCCGUACUUUAAGAAGAAUGCCGUUGUUACUCAGGGCCAGAUUUAUCAAUUUAUCAGCGAGAGCUUCCUGACCGUUAAAGGUGCCGCCCUCUUCCUCCCCCGAGGCAAUGGCUCCCCCUCGUCCUCCCGCGUGCCUCCUCAGCGCAGCAAGCAUGCAGGCGACCUGCAGCAGCACCUCCAGAACAUGUUUACACUGUUGCGGCCAGAGGACAACAUCAAACUGGCGGUGCGGCUGGAGAGCUUCCACAUCCAGUGCACUCGUUACAUGGUGGUGGUCUCCACCAACGGUAGACAGGACACGGAGGAGAGCGUUGUAUUAGGCAUGGACUUCAGCCCGGCUGACAGCUCCUGUUCGAUCGGCAUGGUGCUGCCACUGUGGAGCGACACGCUCAUCCAUCUGGAUGGAGACGGGGGCUUCAGUGUCUCCACGGACAACAGGAUCCAUGUCUUCAAGCCCGUCUCUGUCCAGGCCAUGUGGUCGGCGUUGCAGUCUCUCCACAAGGCGUGCGAGGUGGCGCGCAGCCAUAACUACUUCCCCGGCAGCCUGUUCAUGACCUGGGUCAGCUACUACCAGAGCCGCAUCGCCUCCGACCAGGGACGCAUCAAUGAGUGGAACGCCAUGCAGGACGUGCAGUCCACCAGGCCGGACUCACCCCUGCUCUUUUCUGACGUGCCAACGGAACGGGAGAGAACCGAACGCCUCAUCAAGACUCGCCUGCGUGAGAUCAUGAUGCAGAAAGAUCUGGAGAACGUCACAUCAAAAGAGAUCCGUACGGAGCUGGAGAUGCAGAUGACGUGUAACCUCCGUGAGUUUAAGGAGUACAUCGACAACGAGAUGAUCGUCAUCCUGGGCCAGAUGGACAGCCCCACCGCCAUCUUCGACCACGUCUUCCUGGGUUCUGAGUGGAAUGCCUCCAAUCUUGAGGAACUGCAGAACAGCGGUGUGCAGUACAUCUUGAACGUGACCAGGGAGAUUGACAACUUCUUCCCGGGCAUGUUUGAGUACCACAACAUCCGGGUGUAUGACGAGGAGGCUACGGACCUGCUGGCCUACUGGAACGACACCUACAAGUUCAUAUCGCGGGCAAAGAAGGCAGGUGCCAAGUGUCUGGUGCACUGCAAGAUGGGCGUGAGUCGCUCGGCGGCCACGGUGAUCGCCUACGCCAUGAAGGAGUACGGCUGGGAGCUGCAGAAGGCACACGACUACGUCAAGCAGAGACGCACCGUCACCAAGCCCAACCCCUCCUUCAUGAGGCAGCUGGAGGAGUACCAGGGCAUACUACUGGCCAGCAAGCAGAGGCACAACAAGCUGUGGCGCUCCCACUCGGACGGCAACCUGUCGGAGCACCACGAGCCCCUGGUGAAGCCCACGCCGGGCCCCUUCACGCUGGGCCGCUCCAACCCCCGCAACCAGAGCUGCACCCAGCCCUCGCCCUCGCUGCAGGAGUUCCUCCAGAGCCUGGUCCCAGUGGCAGCAGCAGCAGCCCCACAGCCAAGCACCACACUGCCAGGAGAUGGAGGAGGAGGAGGUGGUGGAGGGGAGAAGAAGGAUGCGGCCAGACCCCUCUCGAAUGGCUUCUGUGAGCCCCGGGAGAGAUGUCGUUCGGCCCCUGCACAAACCCUGGUCCAGGCAUUGCCACAGCCCAAGGCUCAAGCCCAGGCCCAGACACAGGUCCCAUCUCAGGCCAAGGGCCCAUCACAGCCCCAGCCCCAUCCUCUGGCCCCAUCGCCCCACCUGCUCCACCCCCAGUUGCCCCAGCCCCGGGCAGCCACGAUCACGAUGCCCGAGGCUGCCCAGGUCACGGUGGUGGAGACAGUGCCCGUGGUGGUGGGCCGUCCUCACCCGCCCCCGGCCAUCCACCACCUGCCCCCCUCCCCCGUGCCCGCCGUGCGGGUCCCGCGGCCCGUCUCCGCACCCCCCGGUGCGGCGUCCCUCACUGUGCCUGACGGAAACGCGAGCGGGAACUCUCAAGCACAAGUGUCGCAAGCGACCGGCAAGGCUGCAAGGAACUCAAUGGAAUGCCCCAAGACUGGGCCGUCCACGCAGGUGCCUGACGGCAAAAGCAGCCAAGCCACGUGUAACCCUGCUACGUUUUUCAUCGGUGGGGCGGACGCGGACGCGGAGGGGAGCGAGGGGGGCAGCGGGGACCACCUCAGUGCCAUGCCAGAGCAGGCCAAGCUGGGCCAAGCCAAGCCGGCCUCCAGCGUGGACCAUAUCGACUUCUUCAGCGCUCGGGAGAAGUUCCAGGGCCUGGCGCAGGAGGGCCCAGCGGGGGGCUGCUGCCCCUCAGAGCUGCUGAUCCAGCAGCUGCAGCAGCAGCUCUCACCCCAGGACCGGAGCCCAGGCCUGCCCAUCGAGCAGGCAGCAGCACAGGAGGCCUCAGACACGCACAGGGACCAUCAUUCAAAGGAGGCUGCCGGCUCCAUGCACACUGUAGACUCCGGAGCCCACAGCACCGCUUGCCAAUCAAACUCCUGCCAGGCCAAUGAGGGGGCGGAGGAGGCGGGCCUUAAGAGGGCAGAGGAGGAGGAGGAGCCAGGAACGGCGGUCACGUCGGCGGAGGAAGGACCUCACCAGCCUGCUGCUGCUGCUGGCGGCGGCGGCGACCGACCGGAGGGGACGGUGCGGAGGGCCACCAGGGAACUGGAGCAGAGGCUUCGGCAGGAGCUGGACGUCCCCCCGGCUCCGGCCACCGCCAGUGCCCCUCACAGCCCCCCGCGCCGCUCCCCCGUGCACCUCUUCCCCAGGGACCGGGUGCCGGACGACAAGCCCCCCAGCCCGGAGCAGCAGAGGCUGGUCAAGCAGCAAGACGGUACAGGCACAGAGAGAGAUGGAGGAGAUGGAGGAGAAGGAGAAGAUGGGUCAAAAGUGGCGGAAGACAAAACGUACAAAGAAUGCGCAGGUUCGAUUGCCAAAGCGGCAGCUCCUCAAGUACUCAAGGAACUCAAAAUUGUCUCAAGCACAUCAUCGCCUUUGCCUGCUGAACUCAUUUAUACGGACAAAACACCCAAACACACCACGAGCACCAACACCACCACUACUCCUCCCACACUGUCCAGCACUGAUUACCCCCCUCCCUCCUCCAAACCGGACCUCACGGUGGCGGCCCCCAUCUCUGUCCUCCACCUGGACGGCGUCACCAGCAAGGACUCCAGCACAGACAAGGACGGCGGGAGGGAGAAGGACGCCGGCGCCGGCGCUGGCCUGUUUGGGCCGCGCACCGAGGCAGAGCUGCAGGAGGCCUGGGAGAUGCUGAAGGAGCUGGGCGCCUUCCUCUGGCAGGUGAGGAGCGUGCUGGAGGCCACAGGCCUGGGCCACCACGCCUGGUUGCCUGGAAACAGCUCCAGCUCCAGCAGCAGCAUCAGCACCAGGAGGGCGGGCCGCAUCCGGGACCCGCGGGAGAGGGCAGCCAGGGAGGCGGAGGCGCGGCUCAGGCAGGCGGGACUCACCCCGCCCUCGCCCAUGAAGCGCUCCGCCUCCUUGGCCAAGCUGGGCUCGCUGGAGUUGACGGCCAACGACCUAGGCCAAUGGGAUUUCGAUACAACCCCCACCCCCACCUCCACCAGCGACGCGUCACCCACCACCACCACCACCGGUCCUGGCACGGUCCCUCGCUGCUCCCCUCCUCCUCCUCCUCCUCAGCAGCAGCACGCUGACGACUCCUCGAAAAAGAAGAGGGUGCAGCCUCAGCCUCAGCCUCAGCGGCGCUCCUCAUCCCCUUCCACUCCUCCCACCCUCUCUCCCUCCUCUCCCUCCUCCCCUUCCUCCAUGCAUCCGCACACGGGUGGCAGGAAGGAUAGCGGUGACAAGGGGUGGCGUUGUCACCGCAACAGUGACCCCACUUCCACCACUUCCACCACCACCGCCACCACUGUGCCAGGGUCUGCCACUGCCACCUCGCGGCCAGCCGUCAGGCGCAGCAGCAGCGGCGUCGGGAAAGCACAGGACUCUAUUGGGCACGCUCCUCCCCCGCAGUCGGCCCCGCCCACCCUCAUCUCAGUGGCCACGCGGCAGCAGUACGGCAGGACACACCCCCUGCGCCGCCUCAAGAAGAGGACCGUCAGCUUUUUGUACCACACCGUGUGACCUUCUCGCUGUUUUACUGUGUGUGCGUGUGUGCGUGCGUGUAUGCAUACGUGCGUGUAUGCAUACGUGCGUGUGUGUGUGCGUGCGUGCGCGUGUGUGUGCGUGCGUGUGCGUGCGUGUUUGCAUACGUGCGUGUGUGUGUGCGUGCAUACGUGUGUGUGUGUGUGUGUGUGUGUGUGUGAAAGAGAGAGAGCGAUUUUGUGGUGAUAUGUGGGGUCAUUCAGGGCUGUAUGUAACUAGGACUGUAAUGUUAUUCAUUUGAUGUGUGUGUGUGGGGGGGGGGUCCCAGUGUGUGCACAUGUAUGAAGAGAAGGAGGAGGAGGAGAAGGAGAGAGAGAUUUGUGGAUUGCAUGAAUGAGGUCAGCCAGUUUAAAAAGUGAGUGUGUAUAGGUAUGCGAACAUUUUGUUUGUUAGGGAUUGUGCAUAAAAGGCUUGGGCCCAACUCAUAAUGCAAUAACUGCACAUAUGAAUGGAGAUGUUUCUGUGACUAGUUUCACAAUAUGCCACUUCACCCGAUUGAAUGAAUGAUAGUAAAAUGGUUACAUUACAUUACAUUGUUACGUAAUGUAAUGUUGUCAAAUGGUAAUAAAAUGGUUAUGUCAGCUGUGCUACGAAACUGGAGACAGCUGUACGGUCAAAUUCAUAGUCUGAGUUGUUAACACAUGAACACUGUCGUCUAUGCCUACAUUUUAAAGUUAUUAGGCAGUUUGUGCUUUUGGUCUCAUAAUUCAGUAGUUACUGACGUUCACAUUUCACACUUGCAAAGCAUACAUUAACACCAUGGUGGUGUACUUAUGUCACUUAGUUCUCUACGGGUUCAGAAAGCGAAUGGUAUAUGUAUAUGUUCAGUUAUUACAUUAUGAGGUGGCUCUGAGUCCGAUGUAAGUUUGCUUAUAGAGGCAUGUGUUCAUGGUGUUAGGGUCUCUUGUCCUGUGUAAAAAAAAAAACAAAAAAAACGAACUGUGUAUUACUGUUGGCAAAAGAUUUUUUUUCUUUUAAGUGUUUUUAACUGUGACCAAUUUUUAAACCAAAUUAUAUUUAUUUUGACAAAGAA
Messenger RNA from Engraulis encrasicolus (European anchovy), 5562 nucleotides. RefSeq names its product slingshot protein phosphatase 2b (gene ssh2b). NCBI's taxonomy places the organism in Eukaryota, Metazoa, Chordata, Actinopteri, Clupeiformes, Engraulidae. The record is from RefSeq and is a predicted model, not a curated record. Gene Ontology annotation, molecular function: actin binding; protein tyrosine/serine/threonine phosphatase activity. Gene Ontology annotation, biological process: negative regulation of actin filament polymerization; actin cytoskeleton organization; protein dephosphorylation. Bases 342 to 4508 code for a protein of 1388 amino acids. The transcript has 14 exons. Gene Ontology annotation, cellular component: cytoplasm.